This is a messenger RNA of Wyeomyia smithii (pitcher-plant mosquito), 1708 nucleotides long. Its product is annotated as putative fatty acyl-CoA reductase CG5065. Gene Ontology annotation, molecular function: alcohol-forming very long-chain fatty acyl-CoA reductase (NADP+) activity. The record is from RefSeq and is a predicted model, not a curated record. The transcript has 6 exons. Gene Ontology annotation, biological process: long-chain fatty-acyl-CoA metabolic process. Lineage: Eukaryota; Metazoa; Arthropoda; Insecta; Diptera; Culicidae. Bases 104 to 1660 code for a protein of 518 amino acids. Gene Ontology annotation, cellular component: peroxisome.
GCAUGAAAGGCCUGAUCAGAACAUAAAGCGGAGGGAAACAUCUAUAAAUACGACAGAAUUAUCGCGCUUCCGGGACUAGUCCGGAAGAUUCGGUCGUUGAAAGAUGAAGUGUUUUCAGAAGACUGCAAUGUCCGAGAUUAACUCCGCGAGUGAUCACUAUGUGUCAGUCCCCAAGUUCUAUGCCGGUUCGGAUGUGUUCAUUACCGGUGGUACUGGGUUCAUGGGCAAGGUGCUAAUCGAGAAGCUGCUCCGGUGCUGUCCAGACGUUGGCCGCGUGUUUGUGCUGAUGCGCUGCAAGCGGGGUAAAACACCCGAAGCACGAGUUCAGGAGCUGACCAAUAAUCCACUUUUCAAGUGUCUGAAGAUGCAAAGUCCCGCCAGGUUGGCCAAGCUGGUUCCGAUUUUUGGCGAUUGUAUGCAGUUACGGCUCGGAAUGUCCGAUGAGGAUAUUAACCUGUUGCGAAGUGUUUCGGUUGUGUUUCAUUUGGCUGCUAGUGUGCGGUUCGAUGAUCCGCUGAAGGACGCCAUACUGACAAAUGUGCAAUCGACAACGGAGAUUCUAGAGAUCUGCAAAGGACUACCGUCGUUGAAAGCAAUGGUUCACGUGUCAACGGCGUACAGUAAUCCUGAGCAACGGAACGUAGAAGAGCGGCUAUAUCCACCGAAAGCCGACUGGAGAAAAAUGUUAGAAUGUGCUCAAAAAUUUGAUCACGCUGUUUUAGACAUUCUAACAGAUAAAAUCACAAACUUCGCUCCCAACACCUACACAUUUACAAAGGGCCUGGCAGAACAAGUCUGUUUAGAUUAUCAGAACCAGCUUCCGUUGGUCAUCUUUCGACCGUCGGUCGUGGUUAACACCAUCGACGAACCCCUGGUCGGCUGGAUCGAUAACCUGAAUGGACCGUCCGGAAUGCUGCUGGGUGCCGGGACCGGUGUCGUUCGAACGGAUCUGAUGCCAAUCAAAAACCGCAUCAACGCCAUACCUGCGGAUAUAUGCAUCAAAGCGCUACUACUGGCGGCAUGGCGACGUGGCACGAUAGAGGCCUCCCUGCGGUAUAACUAUUUACCCGUGUACAACAGUGCAGUUGAGGGAGAACACACGUGGCAGUUCCAAAAGGUGCUGGACUGCGGCAAAGCAAACAUGAACAAACUGGUGACCAGCCAGCUUUUGUGGGUCCCCGGCGGAUCGGCGACCACGUGGCGAAUCAAGUACUACCUGAUGGUGCUGCUGGUGCACAUACUCCCAGCAAUGCUGGUCGAUGGUCUGUGUUUGAUAUCCGGAAAAUCACCGUUUUUGCUAAAAAUACAACGAAAAGUGUUUUUAGCGCAAGCCGCGCUGCGUUACUUCGCAUUCAAUCAGUGGAAUUUCGAAACCCAAAGGGUUCGAUCGCUGAGAGAUGACUUGAAGGGCAAUGAUAUCGAAAACUUUAGUUGGCAUCUGUCAGAGCAACGGAUUGACCAGUUCUAUUACGAUUGCUGGAUGGGCGUACGACGAUAUCUUCUGAAUGAUCCAGACGACACGCUACCGCAAGCCAUACGGAAAGUGCACCGCUUGAUUGUGAUCGAUCGGUUGCUCAAGACCAGCCUCGGUCUGUUGGUGGUUUGGGUGGUGUGGAAAAGUUCGCUCUUCCAAAAUUUGGUAGGUUUGAGCGGUCGAUGACGUUGGCGAACCAGGGAAUUGUGAAAUAAAGUUGAUAUUUUUCUCUAA